Vigna umbellata (rice bean) is the source of this 1773-nucleotide messenger RNA. Lineage: Eukaryota; Viridiplantae; Streptophyta; Magnoliopsida; Fabales; Fabaceae. The record is from RefSeq and is a predicted model, not a curated record.
AUAAGCUAAACGGAGAGUGAUGCUUGUUUUGUGUUCUUUCACCCAACAAAUCUGAAGCUCACAAUAAGACACCAGAGAAUGGCCAUUUUCCCACCUUAGUAUUCCAAAAUUCAAUUUAUAUAUUUACUAUAUUAGCAUUUGCAAACCUUGGCCUAAGGUCACAACCACACCUCAUAUCCCUACAAAACAUUUCUCAUUCUUCCACCUUCUCCUUCUUCUGCAUGCUUUUGCUUCUUCCGCACCCAUCACCCUCCAUUUGCAGAAGAACCGCCACCUUCAUUCGUUGUCCAAAUGGGGUUUCACAGUGUUGAAACCCCACGAGAGGACGUGCCUCUUCUCUCCAAUGCACCCCGUCUCUCCUCAACAUUCAAGACCUUCGCCAACAUCUUCAUAUCCAUUGUGGGUUCUGGCGUGCUUGGUCUCCCUUACAGCUUCAAGAAAACGGGUUGGGUCACGGGUUUGCUCAUGCUCUUCCUCGUCGCCUUCCUCACUUACCACUGCAUGAUGCUCCUCGUGCGCACUCGCCGCAAGCUUGAAUCCAAGGAGCAGUUCCCCCAUCUCAACUCUUUUGGUGAUAUGGGGUAUGCCAUUGGGGGCCCUCCUGGCAAAUUUUUCGUUGAUGUCAUGAUAGGGUUUUCUCAUUGCGGUUUCUGUGUCGGCUACCUUAUUUUCAUUUCCACCACGUUGGCCAAUCUCGCCGGUGACGCGUCAACAUGGUAUCCUUUUCUGGGUUUGACGCCAAAGGUCUUGUUUCUGUGGGGUUGCUUUCCCUUUCAGUUGGGCCUUAAUGCUAUCCCAAGUCUGACCCUUUUGGCUCCCUUGAGCAUUUUCGCCGAUGUUGUUGAUAUUGCAGCGAAGAGUGUGGUGAUGGUGGACGAAGUGUUCGCGUUCAUGAAGAAUAGCCCUCCUUUGGAGGCCUUUGGGGGUUGGUCCGUGUUUUUCUACGGUUUAGGGGUGGCAGUGUAUGCGUUUGAAGGGAUAGGAAUGAUUUUGCCGCUGGAAUCAGAGGCGAAGGAUAAGGAGAAAUUUGGUGGGGUUUUGGGUGCGGCAAUGUUUCUCAUUUCUCUGUUGUUUGCAGCGUUUGCUGCUUUAGGUUACUUUGCUUUUGGUGAAGAAACUCAAGGGGUUAUCACUACCAAUCUUGGACCAGGCGUAGUAAGCGCUUUGGUGCAGUUGGGUCUUUGCAUCAACCUGUUCUUUACUUUCCCAUUGAUGAUGAAUCCAGUGUACGAGUUGGUGGAGAGACGGUUGUGGGAUUCUAAGUACUGUUUGUGGUUGAGGUGGUUGUUGGUGUUGGGGGUGAGUUUGGUGGCAAUUUUUGUGCCUAACUUUGCAGAUUUUUUAUCACUUGUUGGUAGUAGCGUCUGUGUUAUUCUUAGCUUUGUCUUGCCAGCUACGUUUCACUAUUUGGUUUUCAAAGAAGAGAUAGAUUGGAGGUGUCUGGUUUGUGAUGGGGCAAUUGUAGUUUUUGGGUUGGUUAUUGCAGUUACAGGAACCUGGUCUUCCUUAUUGAACAUGCUUCGCCACAGUGCUUGAUCAAACAACACAAAAAGUCUCGUCUUGUUACUAAGUACUUAGUCAAGAGUUUGAUAAAACAGAGGGAUUUUUAUUUUUCAUUUUUGGAUGGAGAAAUUUUUAAGUUGCUGAGAGCAUUUUUAAUGGAAAUGUUUUUUAAGGGUUUCUUUAUUAAUAAAAAUAUUAUUUUAACAUAACAUUCUAAUUUUUUUUUUUAAAUUAAAGCGAGUUGGUUAUAUAGAUUUCUUUUAGAAACCC